ACGAAAAAGGUUAAAGUGUUGACAACGAAACGCAACGCAGCUCAACUCUCUAUCCUAGACAUGUCUCUCUGACCCAUUCAACUCCACUCUCUUCCAUUCCACUGAACCACUCCUGAUCCCUUAUUAGCCAUGACCCACCGAACCCAGCGCCGUCGCCGUCGUCACUCCUCCGUCUGCCACCGUCACCCCACUUCCAAACCCACCGCCGGUCUAUGUGCCGCCUGUCUCCGCGAACGCCUCUCCACCAUUGAAUCUCUCUCUUCNGAUCAAGUCCCUGAGCUCCGCCGUGUUCGUGACGCUUCCGCCGCACAAGAAGAGGAUGAAGGUAGAGCCAGUAGGAGGCUCUUGGAAGAAGAAACCGAAGAUGGAGAUGGAGAGAAGAAGACGAUGAAGGAGUUUAUAGAUCUUGAAUCAAAAACUCACCAGAUCAAGAAAAACGACGUCGCUUCGGUUCUCACCAGAACGCUUAAGAAGCUUUCACUCAAACUUCCCAUGAACGGAAACAAUGAAGACACAAGUCUUAGACGUAGCUCAUGUGAUGUAGAUCCAAGAUUGCCUCAAGACUUAGGUGGAAUCUCUUUGGAGGAAGCUAGAGCGUCAUGGGACGGAUGCUUAACCGGAAAGACGUAUCCAAAGCUGGUGGUUCCUUUAUCAGCUGUGACUGAAGAGGAGAAGGAUCCUGGGGGGACAGCUCAAACGAGGGAUUACUACUUUGAUUCACGGAGGAGAAGAAGCUUUGAUCGAUCAUUAACGACACAUGGAAUGCUAGAGGUUGAUGAAUUGAAAGGUAAGUUGUCACCUGAAGCUGUUGGUUUGUUUCAUGGAGCGAAGUUGCUUGUUACUGAGAGGGAACUGAGGGAUUCGAAUUGGUAUUCCAUCGAACCGGAGAGCUUACAGUUAGCUUCUAAAGGCGUUGAUUGUGUUGCUGCUGGUGAGGUGAAGAAGAGUGGAAAGAAAUGGCCCAAAGGAUGGAAUCUUUGGGGUUUGAUUCAGAGGAAGACUGAUGCGGUGAAGAAGGAAAACAAAACCGAUGCAAUGGAGGGUCCUUUUGUUGAGUCUUUGCUGAAGCUUAGGAGAGUGGUUAAAGGAGAAAGCAACGGUGAUGUUAGCGAGAAACUCAUGAGAAGCUACAGCGUUAGCGCAAGGAAGUCUUGUGAUGGCAUGUUUCAUGGUGCUUCUAUUGCUGAUGGCUUCCAAGGUGGAAGAAGCUCUUGUGAUGGUCUGUUUCAUGGCUCUGUUACUGGCGUUGAGACUGUAAGAAGAAGAAGAAGCUCGUGCGAUGAUGGAUUCUUUCAUAGCAUUGAAGGCAAGCGGAAUCAUCUUCUUCAGAGAGAUGCUAAGCUUGGGAGUUACUCGCCAGAUAACCUCAGAAACAGUAUGGUUAGAUUCUACUUGACGCCAGUAAAGAGCCACACAACAAGCAACUCUGGGAAAAGUAGGCUGAUUCAUUAGUCUGAUCUGUGAUGUAUUAUAUUAAAUAUUGUGUUGUAAUUAGCCAUCCAUUACCAUGUAUGUUACUUAUUAUCUGUAUUGUUCUGUAUAUAUAUGAAGUAAGAUCUUAUGCCCAUCUU
Messenger RNA from Brassica oleracea var. oleracea, 1571 nucleotides. Its product is annotated as UPF0503 protein At3g09070, chloroplastic-like. The record is from RefSeq and is a predicted model, not a curated record. Lineage: Eukaryota; Viridiplantae; Streptophyta; Magnoliopsida; Brassicales; Brassicaceae. The transcript is spliced from 2 exons. The coding region runs from base 130 to 1452 and encodes 440 amino acids.